Messenger RNA from Plectropomus leopardus (leopard coralgrouper), 1668 nucleotides. NCBI's taxonomy places the organism in Eukaryota, Metazoa, Chordata, Actinopteri, Perciformes, Serranidae. The record is from RefSeq and is a predicted model, not a curated record.
ACUCCCCCUGUUACUGAGGCCACUGCCGGCCGUAGCCGACCCAUCAUGGCCACGUCUCUCGUCAAAGACUUCCUGGUUACACAUUUAAUGCCAGAAAAAUGUUACGAGAGGAUUUUCGUCAACUUUCAAUUUAGCGUGCCUUGUCUAAAGUUUAUUCUGAACAGAAUUGCCGGAUUUUGGAUCAUCCUGGACACUUUCCUUGCGCAGCUACCUCAACUGUUGAAGAUACUGUGGAGUAGAAGUGCAGAGGGCCUGAGUCUGACCUCCGCUCUGUUGCAGCUAUAUGCCUUCUCAUGUCCUGUUGUGUAUGCUGUGACCAACAACUUCCCACUCUUUGCCUGGAGUGAGAGGCUGUUGUCGUUGGUCCAGACUGCAGUGAUUGUCUUCCUCAUCCUGCAUUAUCGUGGUGAAACCCUCAAAGGAGUGCUGUUCUUCUUGGCAUAUGGAGGUGUUAUGAUCCUUCUGGGCUCCUACGCAGCUGCAGCAGUGGUCACAGGCAUGCAGGGCUCCAGUUUGGCAGCUUUAAUUGCAAGCAAGGGUCUCCAGGCUGGAAAUAACUACAAAAACGGCCACACAGGACAAAUAUCCACUCUGUCUGUGUUCCUGUCAUGGGCGGGAUCUCUGGGUGUUGUCUUUGUGUCUCUACAGGACACAGGAAGCUCAUCUGCCACGCUGUCACACACAGUGUCGGCUGGUCUCAGCUGUGUACUUCUAGCCCAGGUCCUCUACUACAGAAGCUCCACUAAAGAGAAGAGUGAUUAGAGGUGAGGAGAACAGUGACAAACGAACACUCAUGUCAAAUAUGAAUCCUUCCAAUUAUUCAGGAAAAUCUGGGUAUCUGUUCUAGAUGUUGGCAUAUCAAGAACUGAGAUACCGAGCAAAAAUAGUGGUAAAUCUUGACAAUGUGUUUUUGUAUAGAUAUUCCUGUGUGCGACACCAAGAUCUCCUUUAAAAGAAGUGUCUGUGUAAAUGAAAACUUUCAUUGUGACGCUAUGUAAUCAUUUUAUACAUUUACAAUAUUAUAUGUGUAGUUAGUUCCCUCUGUAUAAUAAUAAUAAUAAUAAUAAAAUUAUUAUUAUUAUAAGUGGUGGUUGUAGUAGUAUUAGUAGUAGAAGUAGUGGUAGUACAGUACUCUGAAAUGAAACACAGCUUCUAGUGGCAUCUGCAGGUGACUGUCAGAAUAAAAGACUUUGUUUUUUUGUGAAUUUAAAGUCUCCUGCUGCUUCAGGCUUUGAUUCACGAAAUCUUUCAGUCAGAAAAGUACAAACAGACCAACCAUCCUUAUCUCGGGUAACAAUAACCUUCAAAGUAAAACAUUUAAUAAAGAAUCUGCAUUCAUUACCAGGCUAAAUUAAUUUCUAUAUAGUAAUUACUGAUUUAAUUAUUUAUCAUAGAUUUUUACCAAUGUUGUCAUAUGAAACUGUUUUUAGAAUAUACAAAUGCCUUUAUUUUAUUGAUAUAACACCCCUUUCAUAAGUAAUUAGAGCAAAGCAUUUCAAACUUUGCCAAAUUUCAUGCUUAGCUGAUUAAACAUAGGAACUUCACUUGAGCAUUUGUAAAUAUUUCUGCACAUUGAUGAGUUGUUGGGUACACAUUCCAAAUUUAGUGUAGAUUGUAUCAUGAAGUAUCAGUGAAACUAGAGGCUGUCUACAAGAAGUUUCCACAGAU